AUGUCUAAUUUAGAUAAAAACUACGAUCUAUUAUUUUAAAAAAUAUCUUAGUUUAUCUCUUUUUCUAAGAAAAAACUAAAAAGUUCAUAAAUUUAAAAUGAAGACAUAGCACCUUUCAUUACUCAGUCUACAUGCAGUGAUAUAUAAAUAAAGAAAUUAGAGAGAUAUAUUAACUAAAAUAAGUAAUACUUUAAGGCCAAUAACUUUAGCCUUUUUAGAAUUUAUUUACACUUGCUAGGUUAAUCACAUUUAUUGGGCUUCAUAGUUAGGUUAGUAGGAGAUGGAAUGACAGCUUUAGGAAUCUUAAUUCUAGAUUUAAUUACAGAAGAACUAAAAAGUUACAACAGUGAAAGUUAAUAACAACUAAAAUACAUUGUCCUGUUAAUGAUUGGAUUAGUUUUUAAUUUUACUAUCAGAAACUAAUUUACCUGCUGGUCAGAUUGGCUAUCUUCUAAACAGCAGGCACAAAUGAAAAGCACUUUAUAAUAUCUGAUUUAUAAAAAAUCUCUUUUGGUUAAAGAUUUCUCAUAAAUUUAAACAUCCGAAUAAAAUCUUUCAGUAAAUGAUUAAAAACCCUAAUCAGAAGAAUAAAAUUAAGAAAAUAUAAAUUCUUCUCCUAUGGAAUUACCUAACAUCAACAACUUGCUAACAUCUGAUACAGAAGAUCAAGCCUUUAUGUUUGAAAGAUUUAGUAGGUUUGGUGUGAAUUUAUCAAUGCUGAUAGCAGCUACCUGCUUAAUUUAUUACAAAAUCGGAUCCUCUAUUUUAGGUGGAUCAGGUCUGUUUAUUUUUAUUGUUUGCUUUAAUUUCAUAGUAAACUACUUCGUGAAAAUUUGCUUCGAAAAAAUGUACACUGCAAAAGAUCAAAGAGUUUCAUUAAGUAAAGAUGUUAUUGAAGGAAUAAAAAGUAUUAAAUAUUUAGGAUGGGAGGAAAUAUUCUUAGAAAAGAUUAAUGAAAUAAGAAAAAGAGAAUUUAAAUAUUUUUAGAUUGCUAAGAUCUGUGAAUAGUCAUUGAGUGUAAUGUUCUCCUCUGUGACAUGUUUUCUUUCUUACACUUUUAUCUCUACUUUUGUAAACAAUGGAAAUAAAUUGUAAGAUUCAAAUGUUUUUACAAUUAUUGCUACGUUCAGCUAUUUUACUUUCACUCUUACAGCAGUUCCUGAAUCUAUUUAGUCAAUAUUGAAAUGCUUUAUUUCUUACAGAAGAAUCUAAAGCUAUUUGAAUAUGAAAGAAAUAGAUUAAAAUUGUUUAAUUUAAAAUGAAGCAAGCAAUUCAUAGUUAUUAAAUUAAACAGCUAUUUUAAUAAAAAGUAUGAAAUUUAUUUGGCCAAGUAAUUAAAUUUAAAGAUAAGAAAAAAAUUAUAAUUCAAAUCAAAGAAAACAACAAAAUCUUCAAAAAAAUGACGAUUAAUUUUAAUUAUGUGUAGAAAAUUUCCAAAUAGAAAAAGGCUCACUUAAUUUUGUUAUUGGAAAAAUAGGUUCUGGUAAGACCGCUCUUCUUCUGUCAAUUUUGAGGGAAAUGGAACAAAAAUUAGAAUUAGCUCAAUAAUAAGAUCAAAAUAAAUCAAAUGAAUAAUUUUUUAUUAAUGGGUCUUUGGCAUAUGUAGCAUAAAAUCAUUGGUUAUAAUCUAAGACUAUUAAAGAAAAUAUUUUGUUUGGAUAAGAUUAUAAUAAAUUAUUGUAUAACAAAUGUAUAGAAUUAUGUGAAUUACAAUAGGAUUUAGAAUAAUUUUCAAAAGGUGAUUUAAAAAUUCUAUCUUCAGAAGGAAGCAAUUUAAGUGGUGGAUAGAAAUAAAGAAUGGCAUUAUGUAGAAGUUUAUAUGCAAAUAAAGAUAUUUAUUUACUUGAUGAUAUUUUUAGUAGUUUAGAUGCUCAUGUUGCUGAAAGAAUCUUUUAAAAUGUUGUUAUUAAGUAUUUAAUUAAAGAAAAGUAAAAAACCGUAAUUUUAGCUACCAGUCAUUAUUCAUUCUUGCUAACAGAAUAACAAUCAAACAUAAUUUAUAUUGAAAAUGGAGUUAUUGUAAAUGAUAAAAAUAUAUUAAAGAAAUAUAUUGAAGAUUCAUUACAAAAAGAAAAUGAAGAAGAUUAAAAAAAUCCUUUAAAAGUAAAUUAAAAAUUUUAUUCAAAUUAGGAUUAUCAAUAGUUACUAGAAAAUAAUCAGAAAGACAUAAAGAUUUAGAAGCAAAAAGAAUAAGAAAUUUCAAGUUAGGUUGAACUAUUAAAAAAGGACGAAACAAAGUCUUUAAUUACUGAAAGUGAUAAUAAUGAAGAAGAUUAAUAAAUUGAAUACAGAGAAUAAGGGAAAAUAAAGAUUAACACAUACUUAGAUUUCUUUUCAAGUAUGACUCUAUUUUUAGUUGGAAUAUAGGCUUUACUUUUCUUCAUGAUUUAAGGAGCUUGUACAUUAAUAGAUUAUUGGCUAAAAAACUAGAUUAAUUAAAAUGAAGAUUAAGGAACUAUUUUGCUAUUAAUUAAUCAGCAAUUCAAAAAAUUUGAAUCUGGUUUCUUGUUUUUAACUAGCUUGCAACUUUUAAUUGCACUUUUAUCUUAUACUACAUUUAUAAUAACAUCAUCUUUAAGCAGUAAUAGGAUCUACAAUAAAUUGAUGAAUUGCAUAAUAAAUAGUAAAAUGCCGUUUUUCGAUAGAAAUCCUAUCGGAAGAAUAUUAAAUAGACUCUCAGACGAUAUCAAUUCAAUAGAUGAAUCAUUGUAAAAUUAAUAUAAAUACUGUUUAGAAUAAGUUGCUUAUGUAGUUGGUUAUAUAACUGGAAUUUGUAUACAGUAUCCAUGGAUGAUAUUUUUUUUCAUCUUUGUAUUUCUACUAGCUGCUGCAUUUUCAAAUACCUAUAGACCUAUCAGCAGAGAGGUCACCAGACUUGAUACUAUCAAUCAAGGAGCUUUACUAAAUCAUAUUAAUGAAUCAUGCAAAGGAUUUUCAACAGUUAGAGCUUUUAAUAAAUAGGCUUAUAUGAUUGAUUAGUAUCUUGAAAAGCUCAGAAAUAAUAUCAAUUCCUUUGUUAUUAGCUUAUCUCUACAUUGUUGGGUUUAUUCUAGGUCACUUUUACUUGCUAACGGUAUUCAAUUUAUAAUAGCUUUAACUGGAAUAAUUCUGAUUAUCAUGGAUCCAUCGAUCAAUAAAGAUAUUAUAGUUCUUACUUUAUAAUAUUCAAUACUAUUUAGCAGUAGUGUAGCCGAAACUGCAGUUGCUUUUAACUAAUUUGAAAUAGAAAUGAUUAGCUUUGAAAGAGUGAAAUAAUUUUUUUCAAAUGAUUUAGAGAAAAUUAAUUAAUAACCAAAAUCAAAGCAUAAAGACAUAUAAAGUAACAGUUAGUUAUAGGUUUAAUUUGAAAAUAUUUCAUUGAGCUAUGAAGUAGAGUCAUCUACUGAAGAAAGCUUAAAUGAACAAAAUAUUUAAUACGCCUUGAAAAACUUUUCCUUGCAGAUUAAGAAAGGAGAAAAAGUAGCUUUCUGUGGAAGGACUGGGUCAGGAAAAACUUCUAUAUUUAAUUGCUUGUUCAGACUUUAUUCCAUAUCAAAAGGCGAUAUAUUUAUAGAAGGAUAAAAUAUUUAGAAUUUAAGUCUUAAGCAAUUAAGAGAUAAAAUUUCAAUAAUUCCUUAAUUUGGUUUCCUUUUUAAUGCCUCUCUGAGAGACAACUUAGAUCCUCUGUAAAUUCAUUCCACAGAAGAAAUAAGUAAAAUUGCUAAAUCAUAUGAACUGUCUUUAGAUGUACAAAAUAAGUCACCUUUAGAUUUAAAUUUUGAAAUUGAAUAAAGUGGAAAAAAUCUUUCUAAUGGCUAAAAGCAAGUCCUCAACUUUUUGAGGGUUGCUAUCAACAACAGAGAACUGAUUUGCCUAGAUGAAGCAACUUCGAAUAUGGACCCUUAAACAAAUUCUUUAAUUUCUGAUAAAAUAUUUGAAUUAAGUUAGGGAAAAACUUUGCUUGUUAUUACUCAUAGGCUUGAAAACAUUGAGAAAUAUGACAGAAUAAUUGUAAUGGAUAAUGGUUAAAUAGUUGAGAGUGGAAAUUACUAAUAACUAUUAUCCAUUGAAGGAGGUUUUUUUAACAAACUUAAAUAAAAUAAAGAAUUUUGA
This is a messenger RNA of Tetrahymena thermophila SB210, 4092 nucleotides long. RefSeq names its product ABC transporter family protein. The transcript is spliced from 7 exons. Gene Ontology annotation, molecular function: ATP binding; ATP hydrolysis activity; ABC-type transporter activity. Gene Ontology annotation, biological process: transmembrane transport. Gene Ontology annotation, cellular component: membrane. The record is from RefSeq and is a predicted model, not a curated record. Lineage: Eukaryota; Ciliophora; Oligohymenophorea; Hymenostomatida; Tetrahymenidae.